AUGGCGGAGACACUCAGUAGCAACGCGAUGAACUAUCUCGUAUGGCGAUACCUCCAGGAAGCCGGCUUUGGUAAUGCUGCCCUCCACCUCUCGCGAUGCUGGAUCCGCGACCCGGACACGCUUCCCUUUGCCGGCAACAUCGAGCCGCACGCGCUCGUCCGCCUCGUCCAGGACGGCAUGUGCUUCGACCAGCUGCGCGCCGAGGCCUGCAAUACGGAGCCGCGAUACAGGUUUGGCCCCGACCACGGCCGCCCCUACACGCGCAACGGCAGUCUCUUGACCCUCGACAAGGGCAUUCCCGCCCACGAGCUCGCCACCGAGGCCAACGGCGCCGUCCAGGAGCCCCCGCCCAAGAAGUCGCUCAAGCGCAAGAAGACCAAGCCCACGAAUGGCGUCGAGCCGCGCCACGAGCCCCAGGUCAACGGCGAUGCCAUGGACGUCGAGCACAACGGCGCGACCAACGUCACCAACAGCGUCAGGGCCGACUCGGAGCCCGUCGUCUCCGAGACAGAGUCGCUCACCGUCGCCGAGAUACCGCUGUCGACGCUGAGCAUAGGCCAGGAUGCCGAGAUCCAGACUGAUGCCAUUGCCGUCGCCGAUCUCGCCCCGGGCACCGUCUUCGUCCCGCGCCAGUCGAAUCCCGAAAAGGUCGUCGAGCACACGCUGUGGGGCCCAAUCGAGUCUCCCGUGCUGCUCGCAGCUGGAAAGUCGCUGCUCCAGGUCCAUGUCGUCAGCAAAGGCUCCGCCCAGGAACCAACGCCGCCUAUCCACACGCUCGACAUGUCGCUGCCCGUCGAAAACUUUGACAUUACCGCUCUUUGCUGGCACUCCGAGGACGAGCUAACCGUUUCCGCGCGCGAGCAGUGUUUCAACGAAGUAGGCGAGAAGAUGAUGAUGGACAAGCUCAUCAAGCUGACCGAGGGCGGCACCGCCUCGAGCGUAAUCUCCUCAACCGCAGGCCUGAUCAACACGCUUCGCUGGAACCCGGAGCGCAAGCUUCUGCUCUCCAUUUCGACCGACGGAGAAAAGGGCUCCAUCAAGGUGUGGAAGAACGACAGCGACUCGAUUCCCGCAUGGACCGAGUUCACCGACACGGCCAUCCUUGAUGCGCAGUGGAUUAGCGACUCGGCCUUUGUCGUUUGCGGCAUCAAGCUCUUCAAGAUAUACGAAGUGGCCGACUCGCUGACGAUCCAGCGGACACUGGAAACACAGAUCCAGUGGGAAACAGUCAAGCACGACGCUGCUUCUGGGAUUAUUGCUGUGCUGGGUAUCGAAGACCAGAAGAACUUCCUUGGCAUUCUUCAUCCCAACGACUCGAUCCAGCUGCAGACGCACGAGUAUCCCGACGAAUAUGCCACCGACCUUGGAUUCCGCGUGAACCCAGCCACCAAGCAGCUUACAAACGGUUCGUCUCUGCCUUCAGUGCUGCUUGCAACAAGCUCCAUGUCUGGCGCGGCGCGAAUAUGGGAUGCAAAUGAGCCAUUCAAGUGCGUCAAACGCCUCUCUACCGCGGACGGGACCCAGGCCUUCAAGAUUGCUUUCUCGCCAGACGGGCUGCUUUUGGCCGCUGCAGGCCCUGAUGCAGUCACGAUAUGGGACGUGGAGAAGAGAGACAUCCCUGCCGCCACUUGGCGUGCCAGUGACUGGUCCAGCGACAAAUGGAACCCCGGAAUAGAUGGCGAGUUCAGCCUUGGGUGGGAUCCAGACAGCUCGAGAUUAUCCAUUGCUCUUGGAAACCAGAUUGCGAUUAUCACGGUGCCUAGGUAG
Messenger RNA from Exserohilum turcica Et28A, 1767 nucleotides. RefSeq lists its product as uncharacterized. The transcript has 4 exons. The record is from RefSeq and is a predicted model, not a curated record. Gene Ontology annotation, biological process: regulation of transcription by RNA polymerase II. Gene Ontology annotation, molecular function: transcription corepressor activity; protein binding. Bases 1 to 1767 code for a protein of 588 amino acids. Lineage: Eukaryota; Fungi; Ascomycota; Dothideomycetes; Pleosporales; Pleosporaceae. Gene Ontology annotation, cellular component: Set3 complex.